Diabrotica virgifera virgifera (western corn rootworm) is the source of this 3821-nucleotide messenger RNA. It is a transcript of the gene Octbeta2R, whose product is annotated as octopamine receptor beta-2R-like. The coding region runs from base 911 to 2152 and encodes 413 amino acids. The transcript is spliced from 7 exons. The record is from RefSeq and is a predicted model, not a curated record. Lineage: Eukaryota; Metazoa; Arthropoda; Insecta; Coleoptera; Chrysomelidae. Gene Ontology annotation, biological process: adenylate cyclase-activating adrenergic receptor signaling pathway. Gene Ontology annotation, cellular component: membrane. Gene Ontology annotation, molecular function: octopamine receptor activity.
ACUCGGAUUUGUUGGUUGGAGAACGCGCCAAACUACGGCAGUCACUGUGUGCGCCUCGAUCUAGUAGGCAUCGCUGCCACCGAAAAACAAUUGCCGCUCUGGUGACGACGACGCGUAGCGCGCUACAACACGCUAUUUUGAAUUUUUUUGGAAGCCGAUUUUGACUUUUUUGCUGGUUUGUUUGUGUUUUUAGAUUUUGUGGUGAGGUGAAAGUGGAAGACCGAAGGAUUACUUGAAAACUGCUUUUUAAAAGGUUCCUAAUCGUGCAGUUAUCAUGAAGUUUCCGUUACCACGAAAUAAUCUCCAAACGGAGGAAAUGACAUCAAAAUAAUUUCCACAAAAAACUGGCGAUCAAACCAGCGACUUUAUCAAAAACAAACAGCAAGAAAUAAAAAUAAAUCCAGGUCAACUCAGUGAAAAUAUCAAAAUUUAAUCUAACCGUCUCCAAAAAACAGUUGACAGUCAUUUAUUAUUAUGUGUUCAGUGCAGUUGUAAUUCCGAGUGUGCUGUGUUAUUUAGUGGUGAUACAUUUAAAAGCAAUAAUCCAGAACUUCCAACAGGAUUUAUACGCAGGUAGACGGUGGAGACAGGAGGGACAGGAGAGGGUGCCGUCCUUGGUUGUUUAUCGUGCUCCGUGUUUUGCAUUAAAUAGGUCCGGCAAUAUGUGGAGCAUCUGCGAAUGUGGAGUUAUAUGGUGUGUUCUUCAACACUGAAGAUAUCAGCAGAAUAGAUUCCAGAGGGUCCAAUCAUUCAAAUAAUACGUAUGUUUAGAGAAGAGGCUCAAAUCAAUUACUGCACCAGCCACAAAAACGGGCCAUCAUGAGUGAUGUUCCCCCACAGACCGAUCUGCACAAUUUACACAACAGCUAAACCAGGCGACACUCAGAAUUACAUCGAUUAAGUAAACAAAAUGGCUGAACUAGAAGAAAACUCCACCUACGCUAACAUCACUGACAAGGUGAUUAGCGAGGGUGCCUGGACGGAUGAUUUAGUUUUGGUUUUGAAAGCUACAAUCAUGGGCUCAAUCAUUAUAGCUUCCAUUUUGGGAAAUCUUUUGGUUAUAGUCUCGGUCAUGAGACAUAGGAAAUUAAGAAUCAUUACUAAUUACUAUGUAAUAUCGUUAGCUUUAGCCGAUAUGUUGGUAGCUAUGUUCGCAAUGACUUUCAACGCGAGUGUGCAAAUAUACGAGGAGUGGAAGUUUGGAUACUUUAUGUGUGACGUUUGGAACUCUUUAGAUGUGUAUUUCUCGACGUCAUCUAUUCUACAUCUGUGUUGUAUCAGUGUUGAUCGGUAUUACGCUAUAGUGAAACCCCUUAAGUAUCCUCUUACAAUGACUAAAAACGUUGUGGCUUUUAUGAUCUUGAACACGUGGAUCAGUCCAGCUAUCAUUAGCUUUUUACCAAUAUUCAAAGGCUGGUACACUACCCCAGAAAACCAAAUAUUUAGAAGUAAGCAUCCUGAUAUAUGUGAAUUCGUCGUAAAUAAACCGUACGCAGUAAUCAGUAGCAGUAUAUCUUUCUGGAUACCGUGCACAAUCAUGAUCUUCAUGUACCUGUCUAUCUUUAGGGAAGCAAAUAGACAGGAACGCGAAAUGUACAAUAGACAUGGUGCUGCCUUGCUCUUGCAUCAAAAUAAUACCAACGGAGAUAUGUUGUCUAACUCUGGAGGGUCUUCGAAAACUCUAACGCACCAUGACAUCAACCAAGACCUCCACCACACGCCUACAAAAGAAAGGAACCUUUCUAAAAUGAAGCGGGAGCACAAGGCAGCUAGGACUUUAGGUAUCAUAAUGGGAACGUUCAUCCUGCUCUGGCUACCAUUUUUUCUUUGGUACGACACAGUGUAUCUCUGUGAUUCGUGCCGCGAACACUGUCCCCAAGAGGUAGUUUCUACAGUAUUCUGGAUAGGAUAUUUCAAUUCAACCUUAAACCCCAUUAUAUACGCUUACUUCAACCGAGACUUCCGAGAGGCAUUCAAGAACACGCUUCAGUGCGCCUUUUGCAGUCUCUGCAAAAGACCUCCCUCCGAAUUGGAUUAUAUAGAUCAUAGAAGACCUUCCAUGCGGCACGAAGAUAGAACGAGAAGUGUUUACUCUGAAACUUAUCUCAAACACGUGGACAGACGAUGUUCCGAGUUUGGGUCAAGUCUCUGAGUAGAUUUAACUAGUAGCAGACUCACUACCACUAGUUUUUAGAUUGGUAGUGGGACUGUUGCUAGUGUUUUUAGAGAUAUACUUAAAAACAUGGGCUUGUGGCUUGCAGUGAUGUGAUUUUAAAUAUAACAAAUGUUCGUCCAUAAUUUUUUGCAUAUAUAUAUAUACAGAGUGAGUUUUAUAUAUAGACCUCAACUAUCUCGGAAACAGCUUGUGAUGCGGCCGAUGUUAAGGUGGUAUAUACAUUGUUAUCACCCUGGAAUUCUUAUUUCAAAUGGUAUUCUAAUACAUUGUAUAUAUUUCGUGUUUAGAAGUCCUUAAUAAAUACUGAUUAUUUUCAUGUAAUAUUACCUAUAACUAAAUGCCAUAAUUUGAGAGUUAUUGCUGCAUUUAUUUAAAUAAUUUCUUGCACAAAUUAAAAAAUCAAUUUUUUCGGCACGGUCAGAUAUUGUUUUAGGUUAUUUGGAUCAUUCGGAAUACAAAAGUCUACCCUAAACUUGAUCGUUUUCGAGUUAAAAACAAAUAAUUAAAACUGAAAAAAAAAACGAUGACAAUUUUCAAGACUUAAAAUCACAGGUAAAAAAUAUUAUUUUUGAAAUUGACAUGUCUAAAUUCAAGUUAUAUCUUCUAUUCACCAAAUAUUCUUCUAUCAGCCCCCGAUAAGAAUUUUUGGUAUGUUUUAUUCUAAAACAUUGUUUUUUAAUUGUUAAUGAAGCGCUUAUGAAAGGAUAUACGAAGGCAUUAAUAACUAAAUCACAAUAUUUUAAAAUGAAAUAAUCCCAAAAUACUUAUCGGUAGCUAAUAGAAUAAGGUCUUGAUAAUUAACUUGACUUAAAGCACUUUUAAUUUCAAAAAUAAAAUUUCUUACAUAUAGGUAUGUCUUUUUUCAAUUUUAAAUUGUAUUUUUUUUUCUUUCUUUAUGGCCAUUUCGUAGUCAAUUAGCCUAUUUUAAAUUCGAAAAAUCGAAAACGAUAAACUUUAUUGAAAAAUUACAAAAGAACCUUUUUAUUCCGAAUGAUCCAAAAAAUCUAAAAUAUUAUCAGCUAGAGACGAAAAAACUGAGUUUUAAAAUAUGUUUAAAAAUAUUAUUUAAAUGAGUGUAGCAAUAACUCCGAAAUUAUGACAUUGAGCUUGAAUAUUACAAUCAGUAUUUCUUAAGGACUUCAAAAUGCAAAAAAAUAUAUAGGGCGUUCUAUUUUAAAUUUACUACUCCAGAAAGACAGAAGAUCUGACAACAACGUAAAUACCACCGGCCGUGUAGUAUCGGCCGCAUCACAGAACCCUCACACCCCAAAAUCUACAAAAACUUUGCAAGCCGUUUUUGAGUUAUUGAGGGUUUUAUAUAGGGUGUCCCAAAAGUAGCGGAACGGUCGAAUAUUUCGCGAACUAAACAUCGGAUAAAAAAACUGAAAAAUACGUGUUCAAUCAUUUUCAAAUAUCUAUCCAAUAACAUCAAACACCAAUCCCCACUACAUCCCCUGGAGGUGGGGUGGGGGUAACUUUAAAAUCUCAAAUGGAAACCCCCAGUUUUUCUUGCAAAUUUGGAUUCGUUACGUAAAAGUAGGCAACUUUUAUUCAAGACAUUUGUUAGAACUUUGGAUAGAUGGCGCUAUAAUUGGGAAAAACAAUUUAUCCUUAUACCAUAGGUAAAUUAUAGAAACGGUCUAAU